This is a messenger RNA of Anopheles coustani, 997 nucleotides long. RefSeq names its product F-box/LRR-repeat protein 15 (gene jet). Gene Ontology annotation, biological process: SCF-dependent proteasomal ubiquitin-dependent protein catabolic process. Gene Ontology annotation, cellular component: SCF ubiquitin ligase complex. The record is from RefSeq and is a predicted model, not a curated record. The coding region runs from base 105 to 974 and encodes 289 amino acids. Lineage: Eukaryota; Metazoa; Arthropoda; Insecta; Diptera; Culicidae. The transcript is spliced from 2 exons.
UUACGUGCCAAAAUGUAAGUGCAGGGUCAGUGGAUUUUUACUAAAAAGGUACCAAAAUACGCAUUACCUAUCCAACAGUAGCAGUAUACUGCGCCUGAUGUCCAAUGGCGGGCACCGAUGGCGAUAACGAUGGGCUUAGUCUUUUCGAUAUCGUCUGGGAAGAUGUGCUGUAUGUAAAACUGUUUCCACUGCUUUCACUGAAAGAUCUGUUCAGCCUGCGGUGCUGCUCCCAGCUAGCGAAAACAUUCGUCGACAACGGCUUCCAUCGUUUGCGCGAGAUAAAUCUGUCCGGCAAUAAUUCGCCCCAGCUCGACCAAGCGUUCCAAGUGUUAGCUACGAAUUGCAGCAAUGUCCGUGUGCUCAACCUGGCCCGCUGCCACUGGGUGCAAGAUGGUAUUCUCUUCCCGUUUCUUCAGAAAAAUCGACGACUGGUGAAAAUUAAUCUUAGCGAUUGUAUGAACAUAACACCACGCUCAUUGCAGCCGGUGAUCGUGGGAUGUAAGCAGUUGACAACGCUGAAACUGUCCCACUGCCACUGGCUGACGAUCGGUGCCAUGGAGGCCCUGACACUACACCACACCAAAAUCCAAGAGCUAGACGUUUCGCACUGCGCCGCGUUGAAUGAAAGGUGUAUUUCAGUGUUUCUGUUAAAUUGCCGGAUGCUGAAGACGUUAUCGUUGUCAAACGUCCCUGCCGUAUCGGAUAAUCUGCUCAUUGCAAUUGCGAAACACUCUAAAUUCAUUAAAAACCUGAACCUAGUAGGUUGCUACAUGAUAACGGAUCGUGGUAUUGGAGCGCUGGCGCUUUGCUGCAAAGAACUAGAAUCACUUAUGGUACGGGAUUGUCCCCAAGUGACCGAACGAAGUUUAGAACUGAUGCGGGGUCGCGUAUUUAUCGAUCGCCCUCGUGUGUACCAACCGGAUAUGAAUAUGGUCCCGAAUAUGGGAUUCCCAAGGCUGUUCUUGCAGGUUUAGAAAAUCCAAGCAUGUAGCAGACA